CCUGUCGCCUUUUACGAACAUUACUCUGAAGUCGCGUACAAACUAAACAGUUAACAUUUGGUAGCGUUACUAGCACAUAGUGAACUAACAUCUUGUGACAUUUUUAAACUUAACUUCAGUUUGGCGUGCGUUUGACAUUUCACAUCUACCAGCUCCGCGCGCGUGCUUGGCACUCCAUUCCUUGAAUUUGCAGCCUACGACCUGUAAACAUUAGCUCUCGGGCACUUCAGUGUUAUCACAACUGGGGACAGCUUGUGUACUUGCAUACAACUAGUUUAGAAGGGUGACGUGAAAUCGAUGUUUCAAAUGUGCCUGGUAAAUGCGCCAUCAUCCACGAUGCUAGCUAAGUUUAUAUUGCCGCUAACUGCAAACGCACCAUGGGAGACGUGUUGUUGCACUAAAGUUUUGAACUGAGAUUUCACCGCUGUCAGUGAGAUCCCUGCUACAACUUAUCACAUGGUGCUGACAUUCAACUUAUCAAAAACAUCUAGCGCUAGUCUGUGCAGGUCACGAGAAACAUUCACUUUUGUGGUCAGCGUGUCUCUGCCAGGACCUUCAACAAAUUACCUCAGGGGUUGGAAUUGGAAACUCAGAUGUGGAGUCGGAUCUGGGCAUUGCCUCCCUACCAGAAGCUGAUUUCUGAUGCAGCUUUGAGAACUAAAAUCACGGCAGUGAUGAGCAUGAUGGACAGAGAAGCUCCAGGAAUGUAAUCUUACAUGAGGAUUAUUUUUGCGCGAGGAUUAUUUGUUUUUAUUCCAAUAGGAAUAUCUGGAAGUUUGAUGUUUUUGCCAUGGCAGACCUCAGGACAUUCAAUGUGGUCGUCCUUGGAAUAGGGUUUCUUUUUAUUUUUACGGCUUUCACAACGCUGGGGAACAUCGAACAAACUGUGUUGAAGAGCCUAAAAAAUGAGACAUUUGCUGGAAGUGGCUACCACAGCUUGGGUUUAAUAUAUGGAGUCUUCUCAUUCUCCAACUUGCUGGCGCCCACCAUUGUGGCCAUCGCUGGACCUCGGCUGACCAUGUUUUUAAGCGGCCUUCUCUACAGUGGUUACACGGCUGUGUUUAUCAUUCCGAACGUGUGGUCCUUGUAUGUGACGUCAGUGUUCAUCGGCAUGGGAGCUGCUUUGCUGUGGACAGCCCAAGGCCACUUCCUGGUUGACAACUCGGAUGCCUCCACCAUAAACCGCAACACAGGGGUGUUCUGGGCCCUGCUGCAGUGCAGCAUGAUAUUUGGGAACUUGUAUGUUUACUUAGACUGGCGAGACAAAGAUGAAAUCACAGAGGAGAACCGGCGGGUGAUGUUCAUCUCUCUGCUGGUGGUGUCGGUGGUGGGCACACUGUGCUUCCUGGUCCUGAGGUCGCCCCAUCACAGCCAGGAGGUCAUGUCCGAAGAGGAGAGCCAGAGCCUGCUCUCCAAGCAAAUCAUGUAUAGGCAAAGAGCCAACUCUGCAGUGAAGGAGGCCAGGAGUGAGUUCGGGAGAGUCCUGGGACUGCUUGGCAGUAAAACCAUACUGCUCCUCAGCUGCUGCAUGGCCUACAGUGGUCUGGAGCUGUCGUUCUACAGUGGGGUGUAUGGCACCUGCAUCGGGGCCACAGCUCAUUUUGGAGACCAAGCCAGGGGCCUGAUCGGCCUCUCUGGCAUAGUGGUUGGCAUCGGAGAGAUCGUGGGUGGGGGCCUGUUCGGCUUGGUGUGCAAGAACAACCGUUUCCGCCGCACCUCCGUGGUCUUCCUGGGCAUGGUGGUGCACUUUGUGGCCUUCUACCUGAUCUUCCUGAACAUCCCCGACGACGCCCCUGUGGUCUUAUGGACCCCUACGAAACGCCGGCCUUACCUGGCCCCCAGUGUGUCCAUAGCCCUGCUGUGUAGCUUCCUGCUGGGCCUGGGAGACAGCUGCUUCAACACCCAGCUCUACAGCAUUCUGGGCCGCGUGUACGCCGAGCAAAGCGCGCCUGCCUUUGCCAUCUUUAAGUUCAUCCAGUCGAUCUUUGCGGCGGUGGCCUUCUUCUACAGUGGCUACCUGCUGCUGAGCUGGCAGCUGCUGCUGAUGGUGGUGAUGGGCUUCAUCGGCACACUCUGCUUCUUCAUGGUGGAGCGCACGCAGACCAACGCAGAACUGCAGGACUACUAACACGUACACACACACACACACACACACACACACACACACACACACACACACACACACACACACACACACACACACACACACACAC
Molecule: messenger RNA, 2213 nt
Organism: Engraulis encrasicolus (European anchovy)
Lineage: Eukaryota; Metazoa; Chordata; Actinopteri; Clupeiformes; Engraulidae
Product: UNC93-like protein MFSD11
Exons: 13
Coding region: 791-2128 (445 amino acids)
Source: RefSeq, a predicted model, not a curated record